UUCCCUGGUGAGGAAUACUAGUUGGUUUUUCUACUUGAUAAUUUUAGAGUUCAAAUAAACACCAGUAAGUUGAUAUUGGAAAUUUCUAACAAGAAAGCUUUAAUUUUCCUCCGCUGUCUGUAGAGAAACGUGUGCAUUCAUGCUGGUGCUGUUUAUGCAGGAGAGGUCAAGCCAUGGCUGGUUUGCUCUUAACACAAACACUUGGCCACGGAGCCUCCUUUGCCAGUCGGUGCCCACCCCGUGCACUCCAAUGCACUGCCCUAAAUAAGGUGUUUCAUUUCUCCCCUCAGCCUGAAGUCCACAUGGAAACCUUGUAAGUUUCUCUUUUUAGACUUUCUUUCCUUUUUUGAUACUUGUUUUUGUGUGGAAAAUCCCAGUAAAGGUAAUGGUAAAUGUCCUGCCAUUCACAUGACCGUGGAAAAUAAGUAUGCUAAGGCCUAACUCACACGGUAGCCUUGCAUGAUGCUUAGCUGAUGUCCAGGAGAACACUUUGUUUAGCUUGAUAACCUGACUUUGUUUUAAUGUCUUCUCUUUUUAACACAUAAGGUGUGUGGUUCAUAAUUGCUUUCUGGUUUUUUAGUGGUGUGAUCUAAUUUCUGCAAGCUAAUUUUGGAAUGCUCUACACCAUGUUACAAGUACACAAAAGUGUGUUAGUUUUGAGCUCGGCUGGGAAGCAGGAAAGGAACAACUUCUUGAUUGCUAAAUGAAAAUGCAGAAAUGCAAGCAGGGAGAAUGUGCAAUAAUUCGUCAAACUUUGAGGAUGUCACUUGGCUCCUGAGAAUUUGUAGAUAAUGGACCAGUGGGGAAGAUACAUUGUUCAUAAUGCUGAAAUACUCUGGUUUCUGUGUUUCUAGGAAGGUAAGGUGGUGGCAUGUGCAGAUUGUGCGCUCAGGUGACUGCAUUGUCACCUUCUGUGACAAACGGGGCCCUUUUCUGUAGCAAGAGUCAUUUGGAUCAGUAGGGAUGGGGAAAAUAGGGCCUCCAAAAAAGCAAAGCAAUUGCUGCAGAAAAUCUGAAUCUGAAAUUUAAGACUUAAAUACUUGUGUCAUAUUUUCAGAGCAUAAAGAACUGACAUUGGAGAUGUUUAUGUAUUCAUUAUAUGAUGGGAAACCAUGAAGUAGUCAUCAUCAUAUCAGCUCCAAAAUACUAAUGAAACUUCUGUGACAAUCAGCUGGAGUGUUCCCCUUUUUAUACACCUCAUCCGUUCGCCAUUCCUUGCUGCAAAUGCGAUUUGAAGCAAACCUGGGUUUUCUGUGCUGUGAACUGUUGUGAGCCCCUGAGGCAGGCAGGGGCAGAGCAGCAGAGGCUGGCAGGAGGAGGUGAUGCCUGAGGAGUUGGGCUCCAAGGAGGAUGCUGGCAUUGCCUGCCAAAGGUGACUCUCCUGGAACACUUGGAGACUUUGACAGCGGUUCUGAGACCACCCAUGGCUCCCAGGCCAGCUCUAAUUUUUAUUAUACCAGUGAAAUUUCUGAGUUGUUUUGUGCUUUGAAGAGUUUUAAGGAUUCCUGCUGAUGCUUUUCCUGAGGGAAGCCAUGCCCUACCACAGAGUCCUUCGCCUGGUCCUGCUAACGCUGUGCAGCAUCCUGGUCCCUGCUGUGCUGGCAGCAGAGUACCCGCAGGACGCGGUCCCCACCCUCUGGAACGAGCCGCCCGAGCUGCCCUCUGGAGCCGGUCCCUUCGACGCUGCCACCAGCACCUCCCGGCUGUCGGAUGCCACUGCCUUCCCCCCGUACACCUCGGAGCUGGAGCCCGAGGACACCACGCACCUGCACCGGCUGGACACCGGCGACGGCUCACUGGGGCCCGGAGCUAUUGGUGCCAUUGUUAUUGCCUCCCUCCUGGGUACGUCUGUGCUUGUGGCCUUGGUCGUCAUCACACUGAGAAAGUUCUCGGCCUCCUGAACUCAAUAAAACAUUUUUCUGUUACACAACCGGCCUGUCUCCAGC
This is a messenger RNA of Onychostruthus taczanowskii (white-rumped snowfinch), 1946 nucleotides long. RefSeq names its product secondary ossification center associated regulator of chondrocyte maturation (gene SNORC). Bases 1512 to 1901 code for a protein of 129 amino acids. The record is from RefSeq and is a predicted model, not a curated record. Gene Ontology annotation, biological process: cartilage development. Gene Ontology annotation, cellular component: cell periphery. Lineage: Eukaryota; Metazoa; Chordata; Aves; Passeriformes; Passeridae. The transcript has 4 exons.